UUCCCUCGCUGCUUGCCGUACAGAAACAAACCGACUGCGUCUUCAGUUUUUAUUCAUUGACCCAACGUGGGGGUAAUUUACAUGUUUUUAGAGAAACGUAUCUGGAUAAAACUGCGUUUUGAAAAGCUAUAGUAGCAACGAAAAGCAUCACACAAUAUAAUGGAAUCAGAAAAUCGUCAAAAAAAGAGAUACUAUUCGGAAGAGGAUAAGUCCGGAUCAGAUCAUCCGUCUGAAGAAGAUGACUAUGUUCCAUACGUACCUGUUAAAAUCAGGAAGAAGCAAAUGCAACAGAAGAUGCUUCGUCUGAGGGGCAAGGUUGUGGAGGAGGAGCAGAAGGACAGUGGUGGAGAGCAGAGGGAUGAGGAUGAUGGGCUGGGACCACGCUCCAACGUCUCUCUGCUGGACCAGCACCAGGUUCUCAAGGAGAAGGCUGAAGCUCGUAAAGAAUCGGCCAAAGAAAAGCAGCUGAAAGAAGAGCAGAAGAUUCUGCAGAGUGUGGCUGAGGGCCGAGCUCUCAUGUCAGUGAAGGAGAUGGCCAAAGGUAUUAUCUACGAUGACCCCAUCAAAACAAGCUGGUUGGCUCCACGGUACAUCCUGAACAUGCCUCCUGCCCGACAUGACCGCGUCAGGAAGAAGUACCACAUCUUAGUGGAUGGAGAUGGUAUCCCUCCGCCAAUCAAAAGCUUCAGGGAGAUGAAGUUCCCACAGGCAAUCUUGAAAGGUCUGAAGAAGAAGGGGAUCGUUCACCCUACCCCCAUUCAGAUCCAGGGAAUCCCAACCAUUCUGUCUGGCCGGGACAUGAUUGGCAUUGCCUUCACUGGGUCAGGAAAGACUCUGGUGUUCACGCUCCCCAUCAUCAUGUUCUGCCUCGAGCAAGAGAAGAAACUGCCCUUCUGCAAGAACGAAGGACCAUACGGACUCAUCAUUUGCCCUUCAAGAGAGUUGGCCAAACAGACACACAGCAUCAUAGAGUACUACUGUAAGCUCCUGGAGGAAGAGGGGGCUCCACAUAUGAGAUCCGUCCUGUGUAUCGGAGGCAUGUCAGUCAAAGACCAGAUGGAGGUGGUCAAACAUGGUGUCCACAUGAUGGUGGCGACCCCUGGGCGUCUGAUGGACCUGCUCCAGAAGAAGAUGAUCAGUCUAGAUAUCUGCCGGUACUUGGCUCUGGACGAGGCUGACAGGAUGAUAGACAUGGGCUUUGAGGAGGACAUCAGGACUAUCUUCUCCUACUUUAAGGGCCAGAGACAAACCUUGCUGUUCAGUGCCACCAUGCCUAAGAAGAUCCAGAACUUUGCAAAGAGUGCCCUGGUAAAACCUAUUACCAUCAACGUGGGCCGGGCUGGUGCUGCCAGCCUGGAUGUCAUUCAGGAAGUGGAGUAUGUGAAGGAAGAGGCUAAGAUGGUUUACCUGCUGGAGUGUCUACAGAAGACCCCUCCCCCGGUGUUGAUGUUCGCUGAGAAGAAAGCUGAUGUGGACGCCAUUCAUGAAUACCUCCUGCUGAAAGGAGUGGAGGCUGUGGCAAUUCACGGAGGAAAAGACCAGGAGGAGCGGACCAAAGCCAUCGAGGCAUUUAAGGAGGGGAAGAAGGAUGUGCUAGUAGCUACAGACGUGGCGUCUAAAGGUCUGGACUUCCCGGCUAUACAGCAUGUUGUCAACUACGACAUGCCCGAAGAGAUAGAAAACUAUGUCCACAGGAUUGGUAGGACUGGCCGAUCAGGGAAGACUGGUAUCGCGACCACUUUCAUCAACAAAGGCUGUGAUGAGUCUGUGCUGAUGGACCUUAAAGCCCUGUUGAUAGAAGCCAAGCAGAAGGUUCCUCCGGUUCUCCAGGUUCUCCAGACAGGAGAUGAGACCAUGUUGGAUAUUGGAGGGGAAAGAGGCUGUACGUUCUGUGGUGGUCUGGGACAUCGGAUCACAGACUGUCCCAAGCUGGAGGCCAUGCAGACCAAACAGGUCACCAACAUUGGACGCAAAGACUACCUGGCUCACAGCUCCAUGGACUUCUGAGUCCUCUUCUGCUGUGUGGACCGCCGUCCCCUGCUGGUAUGCCGUUUGGUUGGUUUUGCCAGGUCCAUGACUACAAAGAUGACUACAAUCUGCACUCUGUAAAGUUUUUUUGCUUACAGCUUACUUAUUUUGCCCUGGUGGACUGAAAGAAAGACAUUUUAAAACCUUGGGAUUGUCUUCAAAUAGUUAAAAAGGAUCUGCGAGGUGAUUCUGUCCCGUGGGUCCGCUCGCGUGUUUGUGAUGGCCCAGGUUUUCAAAGUUCUGUACUGUCAUUACUAAUCUUGAUGCUGUUAUGGAUGCAAGGUGCUUUCGUUUUCUCCUAACAAUGUUACCAGGUUGGCAAAAUAAAAAUGGAGAGCUUGUUUGUAUUACUUGUUUUAAAAUGUAAAAAUGUCAGUGUCUUGACGAUGUAAAUAAACCAUUAAUAACAACCCAAGU
Molecule: messenger RNA, 2445 nt
Organism: Esox lucius (northern pike)
Lineage: Eukaryota; Metazoa; Chordata; Actinopteri; Esociformes; Esocidae
Gene: ddx41
Product: DEAD (Asp-Glu-Ala-Asp) box polypeptide 41
Exons: 16
Coding region: 160-2007 (615 amino acids)
Biological process (GO): mRNA splicing, via spliceosome
Cellular component (GO): spliceosomal complex
Molecular function (GO): RNA binding; zinc ion binding; ATP binding
Source: RefSeq, a predicted model, not a curated record